Molecule: messenger RNA, 1209 nt
Organism: Entamoeba histolytica HM-1:IMSS
Lineage: Eukaryota; Evosea; Mastigamoebida; Endamoebidae
Exons: 1
Coding region: 1-1209 (402 amino acids)
Molecular function (GO): zinc ion binding
Source: RefSeq, a predicted model, not a curated record
AUGCAAUCACAGUCUGUCUUUAUUAGUAAUAUUCCUGACGACUCUGAACAAACUCAAAAUAAUCUCCGAUUUAUUCUUAAUACUCGUGCACCUGGUUAUAUACCAAAUUCACUGAAAUUUAAAUUCUCUAAAAGGUCAAACCACUUUAUUGCGUUUGCUGAUUUUGAUUCACAUGAAAAUGCUGUUGCAUUGACAAAACAAACUCUUGCCAUUCAAACCCAAAAUGAAGUUCCUUAUAAUUUCUCAUUGGUGAAGUACAAACAACCUAUAUCUUAUGGAGCUUAUGAAAAUAAUGUUUUAUAUGCUAAACACAUCACAGUUGAUGAAAAACAAGCCAUCAACUCUUUUCAUACACUUUUUUACCCAAUAAAAAUUGUUUGCAAACCAACUGCUUCUGACUCAUCUUCAUGGUACAUACUUUCUACAUACCAAACAACAGAAGAAGCAAAACAAACUAAAGACUAUUUGAAUGAAAGUAAGGUAUUAGGACCGAUGUCUUCUGUUUAUUUUUCAUAUACCAAUUCUAAACCACCUCAAAAACAACCACAACAAAUCCAACCACCUCAAAAACACUCACAACAAGUAUUGUCACCUAUUCAACCUCCGAAAAAGAAAACCUUACAAAUUCUACCACUUACUCCAAUAAAACCUUUAAAGGAUACACAAAGAAGAAAUAAACAUUCUUUCCGUAAACCAAGACAACAGAAUGAAAUGAAGUCAUUAACAAGAACCAAUAGUGAAGGUUUUUCAGAAAGAGAUAUUAAAAUAAUACGUAACAAUUUAAUGAAGAUAAAAACAGAGAAGAAAUUAGAAAAUUAUAUUCUAAGAGUGUUAAAUGAAAAUAUUAGAACUAAGAUUUGUGAAUUAUGUCAAAGACGUAAACCACAAAAAGAAUUUUAUCAAUUCCAUCCUUGUAAACAUGUGUUGUGUCUGAGUUGUUUAAUUCUAAACUUAAAUGAAUCGAUUAAAGAUAAAAAAAUAAUGAAAUGUCUUCAUAAGCAGUGUCAGUCUGACAUAGAACUUAACGAAAUAAAAAGGAUUGACUUAGAGUUAUAUCAAAAAUAUGACAGUAUGUUGUUAAACAUGUACCUUGAACAAAGUGGUGAUUUUGUUCGUUGCCCACAAUGUCAAGGAUAUAUUCCCAAAAAUAAUACAAAAUCUAUAAUGCGUUGUGAAUUAUGUGGUUAUCUUUAUUUAAUAGGAAGAUAA